AUGGAUAGUUUCGAUGUCAUAAUCGUCGGCGCCGGCCUGGCCGGUAUCAACGCUGCUUACCGUCUACAAUGCGCUCUACCACACCUCAGCUACGUCAUACUCGAAGCCCGCGACGAGAUCGGUGGUACCUGGGACUUGUUUCGCUACCCAGGCAUUCGCUCUGACUCCGAUCUCUACACUUUUGGCUUCGCCUGGCAGCCGUGGGACCAAGGCACCACGCUUGGCGAGGGCGGUGCCAUUGUAACCUACAUGAAGAAGGCUGCACAAAAAUACGGCAUUGACAAGCACAUUCAUUACGAACGACGAUUGAAGACAGCUUCGUGGUCGACACCCGAGCAGAAGUGGACGUUAAAGGUGGAAGACACUCAAACACACACCGAGACUCAGUACCGCGCCCGCUUCACCAUGCUCUGUACCGGCUACUAUGACUUCCACCAAGGCCUCGAAGCCGACAUCCCGGGCCUCGGCAAUUUCAAGGGCCAGACUGUACACCCGCAGUUCUGGCCCGAAGACAUCAACUACACGGAUAAGCAGGUUAUCCUCAUUGGAAGCGGUGCCACGGCCAUCACGCUGAUACCCAAGUUGGCUGAGAAGGCAGCCCGAACCACCAUGGUCCAGCGCAGCCCGUCCUAUAUCCUAUCAAUCCCGAACGGCGGAAAGAAGCCCUCAUGGGUGGUACGAUUUCUCCCCAGGCGGUGGGCUCAUGCCUAUACCCGCCUGUCGUUCCUGGUAUGGUCGCGCUGCAUCUGGCUCUUUUGCCAGACGUUUCCGAACCUGGCUCGUAAGCGGCUGAGGAAAGGCGUCGAGAAGGAGCUGCCACCCCAUCUACCCUACGAUCCACACUUCAAUCCUCGCUACAAUCCCUGGGAUCAGCGCGUUUGUCUAACGCCAAACGCUGAUUUCUUCAAAUGUCUACAUACCGGGAAAGCGGAUAUCAAGACGGGAACCAUCAAGGAAGUGGUGGCUGACGGCAUUGUGCUUAACAACGCCCCUGACGACAAAAUUCCGGCCGACAUCAUCAUCACCGCGACAGGUCUCAAACUGCAAAUUGCUGGCGGCGCUACCAUCGAAGUUGAUGGCGUCCCCGUCAAGCCCGCCGAAAAGUACUUCUGGAAUGGAGUCAUGUUGCAGGAUGUGCCCAACCUGUCUCUAGUCAUCGGCUACGCCACCAUCUCGUGGACCCUGGGGGUUGAUACCGCUGCUCUGCUCACGUGUCGUUUGCUGCGGAAGAUGGAAAAGAAGAAGAUGUCGAGUGCCACGCCUCGAGCCGAGCAGGGUACAGCCCUAACGCCAAGGCGGCUGUUCAAUCUCUCAUCGACGUACGUUGCCGUUGCCGAGAGUGAAUUGCCCAGAGCAGCAGAUCAGGCACCAUGGCAGCCCCGGACGAACUAUCUGUCAGAUUACUGGUUUGUCAAGCUAGGUAACUUGGAGAAGGGCCUGCAGUUCUCACGGGAGAAGCCGGAUUCAAGGAAUAAGCUCCUGUAA
This is a messenger RNA of Ilyonectria robusta, 1485 nucleotides long. RefSeq lists its product as uncharacterized. Gene Ontology annotation, molecular function: flavin adenine dinucleotide binding; NADP binding; N,N-dimethylaniline monooxygenase activity. The coding region runs from base 1 to 1485 and encodes 494 amino acids. The transcript has a single exon. The record is from RefSeq and is a predicted model, not a curated record. NCBI's taxonomy places the organism in Eukaryota, Fungi, Ascomycota, Sordariomycetes, Hypocreales, Nectriaceae.